GUCAAACUCCCGGGGUUCUAACCUACUCACAAUAUAUACGUCCAGUUUGUUUUCCAUGCAUGAAGGAUUAUGAUUCUCCGCCUAACGAUUUUGUGAAUAAGUUUGAUUCUGCACAGUGUUCUACUUGGAAAGGUGUAUACAGGUAGCACAGAAUUCUCAAACAGCCAGAUUCACUGAAAGGAUGAUUUGUGCAAAAAGUCAUAAUAAUUCGCAACAUGUGGACUCAUGUCAAGGAGACAGCGGAGGACCAUUGGUUAAGGUUGUUGGCCCCAAAGAAAAUCGACGUUGGAUACAAAUUGGUAUCGUGAGCUGGGGUCAAGGUUGUGGAGAUAUGUAUCCAGGGUUUUAUGCAUAUGUACCAUAUUUCAUGGAUUAUAUAAUAAUGACAAUAAAAAAAAAUGAGGAACCAAGUAAAAAAGUACCAGGUACAGAGGCACCAGUUACAACAAAAGAGAUUACACCAACUACAUCACCCAGUGAAAUAGGGUGUGGCCAAAUAGAUAGCAAGUAUGCGAAUAGAGGAGAAACAAAAUCUGUGCCUGGAGAGUGGCCAUGGCACGUUAAUAUUAUUAUUACCAGAUCAGCAUGUAGUGAUUUUAUUACAUCUGCAUUACUAUUGCACUCAGGGUCUGGAUCACUUAUAAACAACAAUUGGAUUUUAUCAGCAUCAUAUUUAUUUACUAGCAUGAAAAUUGCCUUGAGGGAACAAUGCGCCAUUCUUAUUCUAGGUUCUACAAAGUUUUCAUCAUCUUCUAAAAAAGCAAGAGCUUUCCAAGCAGCCGAGAUUUUUCUCCAUCCAGAUCGCAACAUAAGAAGCCAAUAUGACUAUGAUGCUGCUCUGAUACGAAUUGGAAAACCGUUAAAAACUGUUAGAAAUGGAUGGAUGGUUGAUGAUUCUGCUCAACACGGCUUUGUGCAGUUUAAUGAUUUUAUUCGACCAGUUUGUUUACCGUGCUUAACAGAAUGUGGAAUGUCAUCCUCUUACACUGUCAAACAAUGUGUAGCUCACGGGAAAGCCCUCGCUUCCAUGUUAUCCCCAACAACUGGAAAAAGGGCGCUCAUGACUGGGGUCAAUGUGAGAGAUACAAAAGUGCUUGCAAAUAACGAUCUCGAGAAAGAUACUGUGACAAUAUUGCAUAGGGGCAGGUGUAGGCGCGAAAUGAAGAAAAUCGAUAUUACUGUGACUUUCACAGAUUCCAUGUUGUGCACUUUAUCGAGGAAAGCUGAUGCUCCAUGCUUGUCAACAGGUGGAAGUGCUUUAGUAAAACAAAUCAAAAUGGGUGAUAAAACUUGUUGGAUGCAGUUAGGUAUAGCCACUUUUGGUGGACCCUGCAAUAAAAUUUCUCCUGAAUACUACACAGAUGUGACAACAAUACAUUCUUGGAUAAAGCAGAAAAUACAACCAAAAGAAAUUUGUGGAACAGUUCCAGUGAAACAGCCAACUUCUGGCCACCAGUCAUACCCAGGGCAAUGGCCAUGGCGAGUUAGUAUAUUUGACUGGAAUCCAUUAGCUAUAAAUAGUGAUUUAAUAGUUGAACCGGUUAGCGGUGGAAUGAUUAUAAAUAAGAAGUGGAUACUUGCAGCAGGAUCGACAUUUGAAUAUAUUGACUGGCCCAAAUCUGCUAUUAUUGUAUUAGGUGCGACAGCUCUUCCAAUUAACGUUUAUAACAUGCCCGAUUAUAUGCUGAUCUAUCAACCAAAAACUAUUAUUACACAUCCUCAAUAUUCUCUCGAAGAAAAUGAUAUUGCACUGGUUGAAAUUGGUGAUCAACUGAAAGUCAAAAAUGGAAAAUUGGUGGUUGAUUCUGAUAAAACAAGUGGAGAAAUAGAGUUUAAUGAUUAUGUUCGUCCAGUUUGUCCUCCAUGCAUAAAUGAUGGUGUAAAAAAAUCGAAUACUAAAAGCUGUAGGAUGCAUGGAGAUGAUCUGGCUUACAAUGUUCAACCGACCAGCCCAGCAUAUUUUGUGGGAUUUGCUAUCCAAAAAGGUAUAAAGGGACAAUCAGUGGAAAGUGAUCCCAUGACUCUUGUGCAACGCUCUGAAAAGAUAUGCAGAGGAUCAUCUUUAAUUAAAUCAACAAAAACCAUAAUGUGUGUUAGACCAUCUCGUGCUGAUGCACCAUGCCAAGGAACUAGUGGUGAUGGCUUGGUGAAAAAGAUUAUUUCUGAUAAUGGAAUAGAAAGAUGGGUUCAACUUGGCUUUUCCAGUUUUGGUCCAGCUUGUGGAUCAAAAGACAAGCAAGGAAAUUUCAAUCUGAAUUUUUUCACUGACGUAUCUUCCUUACAAGAUUGGAUUACGAGCCAUACCGAAAAGGUUACUUGCGGGACAGCUCCUUUACAAAAGAAAGCAUCAGAUUCUGGUUAUACAUAUACAGCAUAUCCAGGACAAUGGCCAUGGAAAGCAACUAUACUUUCUAAACUACCAUUGGCUCCUGAUGGAAAUAUACAAACUAAACAAGUUGAUGGUGGAACGAUUAUCAACAAAAAAUGGAUUUUGGCAGGAGGAUCAUCUUUUGUAUAUAGUAGCUGUAUGAAAUGCGUCAUUAUUGUGUUAGGAGCGACAUCUAUUCCAAUCAACGUUAAUACAAUGCCAGAUUACAUGCAGAUUUAUCGUCCAAAAAAAAUUAUCUUACAUCCACAGAGGUCUAUGAAGGAGAAUGACGUUGCAUUGAUCGAAAUUGGCGAUCGAAUAAUGGUUGGAAAGAAAUCAUGGGUUGUUGAUCCUCAUAAACCAAAUGGAGAAAUAGAAUUCAAUGAUUAUAUUCGACCAGUAUGCCUCCCAUGCAUCAAUGAUGGCGUCAAAAAAUCUAAGUCAAAAAGCUGCAGGGCGCAUGGAGCCCAUCUGGCUCUCAAUGUUCCGUCAAAUGUGCCGAUAUAUUUUGCAGGAUUAAAUAUGAUAAAUUUCAAACAAACUUCAAAAAUGGAAAGCGAUCCCACAAGUAUUGUACGCCGUUCUGAUAAAUCAUGCCAAGGAUCGUCUUUAAUUAAAUCCACAAAAACCAUAUUAUGUGUUAGACCUUCACGUGCUGAUGCACCAUGUCGAGGAACCAGUGGUGAUGGUUUGGUGAAGAAGAUUGCUGGCGACGAUGGAAACGAACGAUGGGUACAACUUGGAUUUUCUGGUUUUGGACCACCUUGUGGAUCAAAAGAUAAAAUGGGAAAUUUUAAUGUUAAUUUUUUCAUGGAUGUAUCAACAUUUAACAGUUGGAUUAGGAGCCACGUUGGGAAAGAUAUGAAAUGGUAAAGAUUUCUGACGUCUGUGAUGAUGCGAUGUUUAAAGAAGACCAUGAUUUCAAAAAAACUGGCAUUAUUAUUAUAUCAUAUAAGGGUGUAUUUGACCUUACAAAAAUUUGUAUGUGACCCUACAAAUAUUGGUGAAAUGUGAUAAUGUUAUGUAUCAAAUUACUCACUCUUCUAGGUUUUUUUUCUAAUUUUGGAUUCUGCCAAAAGCGAUGAAGUUUCAAAAAAAAAGAACAUUUUUUAAUAAGAAGAAUUUCCACAAAACUCAUUAUGGUUGCCUUCCAGCCAGUAGAUUAGAAAGGGGUAAAGUGCAGUGUGCUAGGGAAUAAUAAGUUAUAGAGAGAAGCCAUUUUACCAUGUCAUGGAUUUUCAAAGGAAAUUAAAAUAAUAGAAUAAUAUGAUAUCUUGGGAUGAACGAAAGAAAAAGUUUGAUUUGGUGAUAGAUAACAGUGGGAAAAAAAUUGAACAGCAUGCUACUCAAACAAAAACCAUUGUCCCUACUAUUUGCUGCAUUAAAGUUCUAUUGUAUUGUACUAUCUAUAACCUAAAUUGCUGUACUUUCGUCUUUGUCUAAUUAGGCAUGAUAAUAAAAUCAGAAUGGUGUGCUAGUUAUCAAGCCAGUCCAUUGUUCCAUAUUGAAUUCGGGUGAAGUAUUCUGUGGAGUUAUUGAAAUUGUCAUCUCAUCUAUGGUGACUGAAGAUGUGGACAGUUUCCUGAUAGCUCUUUCAAUCCAAUAAUAUACAGUUCUCCCUUUCAGUGUUGAAUUCACCUUCAAAAUAUAAUCUCCAAGACAGUUACAUGUUCAAAGCAGAGAAAUUUGCUAAUAUGAUGAUAACAUAUAUUGUUUAAGUUUGGAACAAAAUUCUGAGUUUGAUUUUGAAUUUUUGAUGUCACUAGGCAGGAAAUUCCAAGCUUUUGGUCCACAUACUGCAUACUUUUACUAAAAAAAUUAUAUGCGAUUGAACAUAAGUUGACGCACAAUAUCGAAUAUGGUUUUCUAUCAGAGAGUGGUAUAGAGAUAUUAAACAAGAUGUAAUUGUUCAAAUUGUUGGGUAUUUUCGUAAUGGCACUGAGAGA
Molecule: messenger RNA, 4314 nt
Organism: Styela clava
Lineage: Eukaryota; Metazoa; Chordata; Ascidiacea; Stolidobranchia; Styelidae
Source: RefSeq, a predicted model, not a curated record